AUGAGCAAGGCUUUGGUGACAUCACUGGAGAGUUGGCUUGUUUUAGAACAUAGAUUCACAAAACUUAGCAACACGGCAGACUCUGCAUCGCUCCGUGUUGACCUCAGUAUGGAGCCCUGGCCGAUAUAUAUUGCUGUGACCUCUGUGAUUUAUGGUGUGGGUCAAGGCCGUAUUUUACUCGACGACGUGAACUGUCGGGGAACGGAAACAAGCUUGGACCAAUGUGCUCACAGAGGGUUUUAUGUUCACAACUGCGCACAUAGCGAGGACAUCGGCAUCGUGUGCAAUAUCUCUGGAAAGCUUGAAGCUCGAUUAGUAGGUGGAAGUCAGUCGGCGGGACGCCUUGAAAUUCUGUACAAUGGAACAUGGAAUACAGUUUGUGACAAUGGCUUCCGAAACGUUGACGCACAGGUUGCUUGCAGGAUGCUUGGCUUUGGAAGCUCAGGUGCUGUGGCUGUGGCCUCUGACACCUUCGGACCGGGUCAAGGCCGUAUUUUACUUGACGAUGUUAACUGUCUUGGAACCGAAACAGCUUGGAACAAUGCUACCAUGGCGGCUUUUUUCACCACGACUGUACACAUAAUGAAGACAUCGGAAUCAGCUGUGAGACCCAGAUCCUGUACUUACCCCGAAGCACGCUUAGUGAGCGGAAGGAGUUUGGAGGGGCGUUUUGGAAAUUUAUGUACAAGUGGAGAAUGGAGCACAGUGUGUGGUGAUCAAUUUGGAACAGAAGAAGCCCAAGUGACCUGCAGGAUGCUUGGCUAUCGCAGUUCAAAAGCAGUAUCAGCUAGCUCCUCUGUGUAUGGAGCAGGCCAAGGAAGUAUCAUACUCGACGAUCUAAACUGCCGGGGUACAGAGGACAAUCUAAUACAAUGCUCCCAUGCUGGACUUUACAGACACAACUGCCAACACAGCAAGGACAUAGGUGUCAUGUGUAUCAACAAUGCUUCAUGGGUACGAUUAACGGGAACAUGGCGCACCAGCCUACUCAUGGGUCGCCCCGACAUUCUGAUUAAUGGCGAAUGGAGCAUGUUGUGUGACAUCAGCGUGACAACGGCAGCAGUUAUUUGCAGACAUCUCGGCUAUCCAUCAACGGUAGCAAAGGUUGUUGAUGCUUCGACAUUUGGACCUCUGCAAGGCCGAUUCCUUAACGCCGUAUUAAACUGCGUUGGUAAUGAGACAAACAUCUUUAGCUGCUUGACUUACGUCUAUGGCUACAUCAACAACUGUCCUACACGGCAAGGUGUUGGUGUCAUCUGCAGUAACACAAACCAUUUCCUUUACAUUGUAAUAGCAGCUAAUUCAGCAGCCAAUAGUUAUCCCCUAAUAGAAGGAACAAGUAUAAUUCUGAAGUGCGAGGGAACCGAACGUGAUCAGAUGAUAACAAACUUCACCUGGCCAGAGACUGCAGGUGGCCGUCCUUUCGGGGAAUACCUGACCUUUGACAACGUGACGAGAGAACAUAAUGGAAGACAGGUGCAAUGUGAAGGCAGCUAUCUCUCCAGUGGAGUCAGACAUUCUACAGUCAGUGAAAUCCUAGUGUUGCAGGCUUACUAUCAUCCUUUCAUCAGCGUAACAUUUCAUGAUAAUGAAUGUGAACCUGUCAACGGCUUUCCAAAUCACUGCGCGAUUACCGAGGGACACAAUUUUACACUCCGAUGUGAAGCUGACAGCAACCCUCCUCCUGCUUCCAUCACGUGGUCUGGAAAAGUUAGCAGCAGUACCAAACAUAUGUCGAUCGUAUCAGCCAACAGAUCACAACACGGUGGAGAAUACAUGUACUGUUGUCACACAGUCUGGUACUAAUGACACACGUCUUCCUCUGACAUCGUCGCAUCGACUCACUGUCGUCAUCAAAUACCCAUCGACUGUGCUGAGGUUUCGGUUCAAUGGCGAGGACAACAAGACAGUCAUUGUUGCUGAGAACUCCAGAGUGGACUUAUUGUGUCAGGCUGACGGAAGACCCACACCUCAGAUGUCACUUGUUAGCAUCAAAGACAACAACCUCGUGUUGAACUCAACGUCUCCAGGUGACAUACAGGUGAUGGAAAGCACAGAAGAACUAAGCUACACAAUGAAUCAAAUUCAGUGUCAACACGCGGGGGAUUACAGGUGUGAAGUGAACAACGGUAUUGGACAUGACAGUCAUACUGUAAAACUUCUUGUCUUGUGUGCUCCGAGAAGAAAUGAGUCUCAAGAGCAGGUUCAUUUGCUGGAUGUCGGAAUUCCUGAUGCUUCGCUCACACUUGAAAUGACUGCGUACCCAACACCUUACGUAGCGGAUGUAAUGUACCUUGGAGAGGUUUCAAAUGACAGAAGCAAGGGCGUUACGGUUGAGAACACGUUAAAUGUCACGUGCCAUGCCAGCACCAGUUCACCUUCCCUUGUUACCUGUUAUGUCUCUAUAGUCAAUCUGACACAGGUUACUGAAGGCUUUUAUACGAUUGUCUUCAAGAACAGCAUUGGAGAGUUGGACAUUAUGAUUAAAAUAGGGCGAGAAGUGACAGGGACCAAGGAUCAAACAUCUUCCCUUCCAGUAGGAGCAAUCGCUGGUGGAAGUGGUGCUGCAGUAGUCGUUGUUCUGGCUAUCAUCGUCGUUGCUGUUGUAACUCGGCGUUAUAAACUAAGAGAGCCCGACAGUCUUUAUGACAGUCCGGACACAAGGCAACAUUGCGAGUCUCACUACGGACCUUCAAUGAAGAGAGGAAUGACUAAUGAGGUGUUUACAAUGAGCGAUGCAGUUAGCACUGAGCCUGGUGA
Molecule: messenger RNA, 2760 nt
Organism: Pomacea canaliculata
Lineage: Eukaryota; Metazoa; Mollusca; Gastropoda; Architaenioglossa; Ampullariidae
Product: deleted in malignant brain tumors 1 protein-like
Exons: 15
Coding region: 1-1806 (601 amino acids)
Cellular component (GO): membrane
Source: RefSeq, a predicted model, not a curated record